Molecule: messenger RNA, 849 nt
Organism: Carassius gibelio (silver crucian carp)
Lineage: Eukaryota; Metazoa; Chordata; Actinopteri; Cypriniformes; Cyprinidae
Product: zona pellucida-like domain-containing protein 1
Exons: 8
Coding region: 1-849 (282 amino acids)
Cellular component (GO): cell surface
Source: RefSeq, a predicted model, not a curated record
AUGGUCAACAUCAGUGGAACUGUACAAUCAAAUGUCAUCACAACAGGCACUGUGACGUAUAACGCUGAGCUGAAGUACUACUACUCGUGUGCCUAUCCUCUGGAGUACCUGAUCAACAACACUCGGGUGGAUGUGUCGUCCUCCUCGAUUGCAGUAAAAGACAACAAUGGCAGUUUCAUCAGCACGUUGCGUCUCAAACUCUUCAAAGACAUAAACUUUACAGAGCCUCUCAUCAUGCCUUCCCUCGGUAUUGAGCUGAGGACAAAUGUGUUUGUGCAAGUGGAGGCCACCAACUUGACCUCCCAGUACUUUGUGCUGCUGGACAGAUGCUACGCUUCCAUUUCCACUACACCCACCACCUCAAACUUCUUCAACCUCUUUGUGCCAUGCAGCAGUGAUCAGUUCACUAAAAUGCUGGUCAAUGGGGAGAUGCAGAUUGCUCGGUUCUCGUUUCCGGCCUUCCGCUUUACAGAGCAGCAAAACCAAACAGUAUCAACAUACUAUCUGCACUGCAUCACAAGACUGUGUGAAAUAUCAACCUGCAGUACAUUUAAGAAAUGUGGCAACCGGAAAAGGAGAGACGUUGUGCCUUUGACCACCACUCCUUCUCCAAAUGGAGUCACAGAAACCACCACCGUCACAUCACCAGCCAUCCUCAUACGCUCAGAAAACGUGGUGGCAACCAAAGAGGAAGAUGUCACAAUCAGCACAAAAAAACCUUCAGACAUCUCUGUGGGCCUCGGCGUGGCUGUGGGCAUCCUGGCAUUCGCCUGCAUCAUGACUGUAGCAAUGGGAGCAGUUUUCUACAAGGGAAACUUGCGCAACGCACCUUCAAAAAUGCUCCGGUGA